Colletotrichum chrysophilum is the source of this 336-nucleotide messenger RNA. RefSeq lists its product as uncharacterized. NCBI's taxonomy places the organism in Eukaryota, Fungi, Ascomycota, Sordariomycetes, Glomerellales, Glomerellaceae. The coding region runs from base 1 to 336 and encodes 111 amino acids. The transcript has 2 exons. The record is from RefSeq and is a predicted model, not a curated record.
AUGAUCUGGGCGACAGACACGAUCGGCAUGGGGCUACUCCUUGACCCGGAAUUGAGCAAGCCUUCCGAAUCAGAUUACUGGGGCACUCCAGACGACGGUGUUGGGCUGAGCGGCUGCUACAACGAAUAUAACCAGGCUGUCCACGCCGAGAUAGGAAGCACCUCGAUCAUUACGAAGGCUGGCUACAAGGCCGACGCCAUGCUGACGUCCUUCCACAAAGACACCGAUCCCGAGACAUACUGCGCUUCCAUUAUGCCGAAUGUUCAAGAUACUCUUAGAGAAGGAGCAUACUUCGGCUUCAGCGUACAUCCCAUAGCCUUCAUUGUCAAGAAAUAA